AUGUUGACUCUUUAUUGUCUGGUCUGGAUCUUCAUCCUCAUCUCCCUUAUACCCAUGUCUUGUAAUGAAGAUAACCGAUGUAGACUGGAGGACCGGGGGCUCGAAGGGAUUCUCCAGCCUGGAGAUAUAAUCAUCGGGGCCGUGCUACCUGUCCGCGUGGCCGAUACCUUCCAGCAGGUUUCUUUUACCAAAACCCCUCAGAGAACAACCUGUAACGGCUUCCACUUUGGUUACUUCCAGCAAUUUCAAGCUCUUCUGUUUGCCAUAGAAGAAAUCAACAGAAAUGAAGACAUCUUACCGAACAUGACCUUGGGAUUCCACUGGUACGAUUCUUGUGGGGUGAUGCCGGUAAACAUAGCGGCUACAUUACAAGUCCUAUCAGGAGGGAAGACAGCCAUCCCCAAUUACAAAUGUCUUCACCAUUCUCCUCUGAGCGGAUUCUUAGGUUCGUCCUCAUCCACAUUGUCUAUAGCUGUUGCCCGCAUCUUGGGCCUCUACAAAUACCCUCAGGUGAGCUAUUAUGCUACCAGCUCUCUCCUGAGUGACCGGGUGAAAUUUCCCUCCUUCUUCAGGACUGUCCCCAGUGAUGCCUUCCAGUCUAAAGGACUUGCAGAACUCGUACUACACUUUAACUGGACGUGGGUUGGGUUACUUGGGGUGGAUGAUGACUAUGGACAACUGGGCGUACAAUUGGUGAAACAAGAGAUAAUCAGGGCUGGGGCCUGUGUAGCCUUCACCGAGAAUAUUCUGACUAGUAGACAAGACCGGAACGCACCACACAUAGUUAAAGUCAUGAAAAUGUCAACUGCAAAAGUAGUGAUUGUCUUCUCUGCUGGCCUUGAUUUAGUCCCCAUCUUGACCGAGAUGAUAAGAGAGAACAUAAGGGACAAAAUAUUUGUUGCUAGCGAAGGGUGGUCGGUAACCAGUCUACAGAAGAUGAGGAGCUUCGCCCAAGUCUUAUACGGGACGGUCGGCUUAGCCUUCUACAACGGGUUGAUGCCAGGAUUUCAAGAAUUUCUAAACAAAAUUCAUCCAAACAUGACAUUAGGAGGCAACUUGGUGAAGACGUUUUGGGAAGAAGCCUUCAAUUGUACGUUUUCAAUUGAGAGGAAUUUGGAACCCCAAAAAAAGGUUUGUACAGGUGCGGAAAGGCUGGACACCAUCCAGAACAGCUACAACGAUGUCUCCAAUCUAAGGAUUUCUUAUAAUAUCUACACUGCAGUUCUUGUUCUGGCCAAAGCUUUAGAAGAUCUAAGGAAAUGCAGCAACUGGGAAGGUCCAUCCAGUAAGGGCUGGUGUGCAGGUAUACAAAACUUCGCUCCUUGGAAGAUCCUGCACCACAUGAAGAAGGUAAGAGUACUUUUAAUGAGUAAUGAAAGAGAACUUUACUUUGACAAAAAUGGAGACCCACCUGCAGUCUAUGACAUUGUCAAUUGGCAGCAGAGUUUGAGCAAUACCAUGAGCCCUGUCAAAGUUGGCAGCUAUGACACCACAGCAUCUUUUGGCCAACUUUUUACCAUCAACUCAAGUCUACUGCUUUGGGCAACUGAAGACAAGCAGUCAGUACCUACAUCGGUUUGUAGUGAGAGUUGUCCUCCAGGAUUUAGAAAGGCCUCCAUCAGAGGACAACCUGUCUGCUGCUUCCAAUGUGUCCCCUGCCCACAAGGAGAAAUCUCCAAUCAUACAGAUUCUAAUGGUUGUCAUUCAUGUCCAUGGAACGAGUGGCCAAAUCUGCAGAAGACCAGAUGCCUUGAAAAACACAUCGACUACCUUUCCUAUCAUGACCCAUUGGGUGCAACCUUAUCGGGUGCCUCAGUCUUUUCCUCCAUCAUUCCUAACUUAAUACUGAGGCUUUUUAUUCAAAAUAAAACAACUCCCAUAGUAAGAGCCAACAACUACGUCCUAAGUUGUCUUCUUCUUGUGUCCUUGUCCUUUUGCUUCCUGUGCUCUUUGGCUUUUAGUGGUUACCCCCAGACCGAGAAGUGUCUUCUACGCCAAGCCGCUUUUGGACUGGUUUUUACCCUCUGCAUAUCUUGCAUUUUGGCUAAGACCAUUAUGGUAGUGAUCGCCUUCAUGGCCACAAGACCUGGCAGUAUUAUAAAGAAAUUGACUAAACCUCAAGUGUCCUACUGGAUUAUUUUUACCUGUUCCUUGUUACAAUUUAUCUUAUGUAUCUUGUGGUUGUCCCUAGCUCCACCAUUCCCCCAAUAUAACAUAGAAAGCCAGCCCACACUCAUUGUUAUUGAAUGUAACGAAGGGUCACCCAUCGCCUUCUGGAUCAUGUUGGGUUAUCUCUUCCUUCUGGCCACCAUAAGUUUCAUUGUUGCUUUCCUGGCCCGAAGACUUCCCGACCGCUUCAAUGAAGCCCAGUAUAUUACAUUCAGCAUGUUGGCCUUCCUCAGUGUCUGGAUAUCUUAUAUCCCAGCCUCCCUCAGUGCCCAGGGCAAGUACACAGUAGCUAUGGAGAUCUUUGCCAUCUUGACAUCCAGUUGGGCUCUGGUGCUCUGCAUGUUCUUUCCAAAAUGCUUUAUUAUACUAUUCAGACCUGACAUGAACUCUAGAGAAAACCUUAUUAGGCGAGACAGAGACCAAUAA
This is a messenger RNA of Hyla sarda, 2595 nucleotides long. Its product is annotated as extracellular calcium-sensing receptor-like. Gene Ontology annotation, molecular function: G protein-coupled receptor activity. Gene Ontology annotation, cellular component: membrane. The coding region runs from base 1 to 2595 and encodes 864 amino acids. The transcript is spliced from 7 exons. The record is from RefSeq and is a predicted model, not a curated record. Gene Ontology annotation, biological process: G protein-coupled receptor signaling pathway. Lineage: Eukaryota; Metazoa; Chordata; Amphibia; Anura; Hylidae.